Messenger RNA from Photinus pyralis (common eastern firefly), 2280 nucleotides. RefSeq lists its product as uncharacterized. The record is from RefSeq and is a predicted model, not a curated record. The transcript is spliced from 10 exons. Lineage: Eukaryota; Metazoa; Arthropoda; Insecta; Coleoptera; Lampyridae. The coding region runs from base 158 to 2224 and encodes 688 amino acids.
CAAUUGUGGUGAUAAUAAUUAUUGGCGAAGACUUUUGUUGAAAAUUUCCCGCUUGUUGCAAUGAACGUGACAAUAUAGUACAAGGACAAUUGCAUAAUGUACAGGGGCAAUUUAUUCGUAGUCGAUGUUUCGCGUCUAAUUAUGCGUGUGCGCUAGAAUGAGCUACAUUUUUAUGUUCGUCUUUUUCAAAAUUAUUUGCGCGCAAUUAACGAAUUGUCCUCAAGAGCACGUGAGAUUUGAAAAAAUAAUAGGAUUGCGACCUUCGAACGAUGUUGAUGGUUAUCUAUUGUACAAACGUAAAAUUUACGAGCCGGUCACGCUGGAGUGUCUAUCAAAAUGUGCCUCGAACGAAAAUUGUUUCAGUUUUGUGAUUUUGUACAACAUCUCCGAGUGCUACUGGUACAAUGUAAAUAUUCGUGGAUUACAAGAGACCGAGAACAUACUUGAUCCCAAUGUGGUUUGGUUCGAGAAAACUUGCCUUGAUACCAACUGCAGUAAACUUUGGAUAUUUGAGCGCGUCCCCGGUGCCGUUUUAAUUGGAAACGAUAUCGUAACGGUUCCGAAGGUGAUGACCAGAAAUGAGUGUCAACAAAACUGCCUUAAUUAUACCACCUGUAGAUCGGCGUCGUUUCGCAUCAGUAACGACGUUAAUUCCACAAAUACAUUGGGCACGUGCACUUUGAGCGAAAUGGAUCGGCAUCUGAUGCCAAAUUCGUUUCGAGCUGCCAGCUACGAAGAGGAGUAUUUUGAGAAUCAGUGCGUGCAAGACAAAACAAACGCAUUUUGCGCAUAUGAAGAAUACGACAACGUGGUAUCGACACAAGCGGAUAUUAAAUAUUAUAACGUGACGAAAAUGCAAUGUGAGAAGUUGUGUGACGGGAUUACUUCUUUUAAUUGCCGAGGGUACAGCUUAAUCCCAUCCGCCUCCACCAACCACAUUUGCCUAAUUCACAGUGGGAACAGCAAAGUACACGGGCCAAGGCUGCUGACUUCUCUAACGGGGGCAUAUUUUUUCGAAAAAGCACGAUGUCUUAACAUUACAGUGGCUUGCACAGAAACACAUAUAACACUUAGGUACUGGCCCGAAUUGCCUUUUAACGGAAAGGUAUACAUGAACGGCUACUCCGAAAACGUGCAAUGCUACGUCAAAGGCAGGGGUAUGGAAGAAGUGGUACUAAAGAUGCCACUAUUUAGAAACGAGUGUGGAAUCAUGAAAGCGAUCACUAUCAACGCAAACCGUACCUUGUUCUCAGGUACAAUGCUCCUGCAAUACAAUCCACUUAUUCAAACGCAAGGCGAUCGUGUUAUAAAAAUCGGCUGUAUAUUUACCAACAAUACUAAAAUUGUGCUGGGGACAGGAGUCAAUUUUGCCAACUCAUCCUACCCAAAUCACGGGACGUCAAUUAUCAACACCACAACUAUACAACCGACUGUUGAAAUGAGAAUUGUGGAUUUCUAUACCAAAAAAGAGGUAUCUGCUACACAAAUCGGUCAAGAGUUGGAACUCACCAUCGAGCUACACCCUCCAGAUGGUGCGUACGAUAUAUGGGCGACUCAUUUACUGGCAAUGACCGAGAAUGGGGACGAUUCCAUUUUACUUAUAGAUGACCAGGGCUGUGCGACAAAUCCGGCCAUCUUUCCAAAUUUAGUGAAAAUUUACAAUAACGAAACUAGAAGACUAGUUGCCAACUUCAACGCCUUCAAAUUUACAACGUCGUCUAUUAUACGUUUUAGCAUUAUUGUGCAGUUCUGCCCCACUUAUUGCACUCCGCCAAACUGCGCCACCGGUCGAGAUCUCGGGACUAAGGUACGACGAGAAAUUAUGGGAACAAUGGCGGAUGUGAAGGAAGUAAAUAAAAAUCAAUUCGAUAAUGAUAACGUUACGCAAAUGCCUUUGGAGUUUGUUUUACUUGUACGCAAUGCCAAAAUCACCUCGAAUCAACUGGUUUACGAUGAUAACCGGAAAAUUUUAAUUGCCGGAUAUGAUCUGUCCACAGAUGAAAUUUGCAUCGAUUUUUCUCUAACAAUUGGCAUUAUUGUUACGUGGAUUACCAUACAAAUUAUACUACUGACUUGCGGCAUACUAAUGAUACGAAAAUACAAAAAUUACUACCGACAAGGCAAAACGCAAUCCUUAGAAAGCUUGCAUAGCAAUUUCGGCAUGCGCUUCGCCAAUCUCGGAAAUCGGCGUGUCCGUUGGGCAGACAGUGGAAGCUACACAUAAUUUUUUACUUUAUUGUUAACCUAAUGCUACAGUAUUAAAUAUUAAGUCACGUUUUA